CCAGUUCUGCUGAGGCAGAAGCCAUGGAUCACAGACCUUGCUUCUCCUGCUGGCUGCUGGUGUGCUGUUUGGUGAUAAUGGUAGCAGAAGGACAAGAGAUGGUUACCCCUCCUGGAAGCUCACAAAAUAAUGCAGACCACACAGAUUGUGAAAUCUUUACACUCACCCCUCCGCCAAUCACAAGGAAACCAGUGACAAGGAUCCAGCCCAUCACAAGGACACCCAAGUAUUUCCCAAGAAGGAAAAUCCAGAGAGAAAGCUCAUCUGAAGAAAGCAGAGAGAAAAGAGAAGCCCAAACAUACUGAAGCAAAAGAAUCAGAUGCCUCACAAAAGACUAUAGAAAGAUUUCUGUUUUUCCAGAUUAAGAGUUCUUGAAUUUGAAAAUUAAGCAUCUUAAAUGUCAUUGCCCAGUAUAGUUCCUCUUUGUCAGCAGUAAAGAAAUUGGUUUGUAGGUUAUUUAUGUUUGCAAAACAGGAGCAGUGACCCAACUUUUUAUGCUCCCAGGAAAUUCAUGCAAAUACAAUCCUAAUGUGGAUAAUUCCGGUAAUUUCUAUCCAUAUUAAGAUUCCAGAAGAAUUGGCUCUCCUAAAUGAGAAUGAAGAGUAUUUACAUAAAUUGAGGUCAUUGUAAACCAAAUCUACACAUUGGUGACACCUUUUCGUA
This is a messenger RNA of Condylura cristata (star-nosed mole), 663 nucleotides long. It is a transcript of the gene ODAPH, whose product is annotated as chromosome unknown open reading frame, human C4orf26. NCBI's taxonomy places the organism in Eukaryota, Metazoa, Chordata, Mammalia, Eulipotyphla, Talpidae. Gene Ontology annotation, biological process: positive regulation of enamel mineralization. The record is from RefSeq and is a predicted model, not a curated record.